Messenger RNA from Oncorhynchus gorbuscha (pink salmon), 3580 nucleotides. RefSeq names its product rho GTPase-activating protein 7-like. The transcript has 14 exons. Gene Ontology annotation, molecular function: GTPase activator activity; lipid binding. Bases 137 to 3436 code for a protein of 1099 amino acids. Lineage: Eukaryota; Metazoa; Chordata; Actinopteri; Salmoniformes; Salmonidae. The record is from RefSeq and is a predicted model, not a curated record. Gene Ontology annotation, biological process: regulation of Rho protein signal transduction; signal transduction; actin cytoskeleton organization.
CGUCUCUCUGGUGGACUUGGUGAACGGACUGAAUGACUAACUCGCAGGGGCUUUUUCACCCUGAUGGAUCCAGAGAGGAGUGAGUGACUAGCAGAGGUGCGGAGGUUUUUCAGGGAGAGAACAGGACACAUGGAAUAUGGCUCAUAUUGGCAAAACCCCACUGCGGAGGUCCUUCAGUGAGCACGUUAAAGUCUCUACCAACAAGGCUUGGGAUGUAUUCUGGAAGAGUGCUAGGGAGAAAAGGCUUUGGGAGAUCGAAGCAAAGGAGGCUUGCGAUUGGCUGAGAGCGGCCGGCUUCCCCCAGUACGUGCAAUUAUACAAAGAUUGCAGGUUCCCCAUUGCUAUAGACUGGGUAAAGAGUGAUCAUGGUUUCCUGGAUAAGGACGCGCUAGAUUCCCUCUGCAGGAGAUUAAGCACUUUAAACAAAUGUGUGGAGCUGAGGUUGGAGCUGGGCAGAUCAAAAAGACGGGGGGAGGGGUCAGAGGACGAGGAGCCCUGUGCCAUCAGCACAAAAUGGGCCUAUGAGAGGCGAACAAGGCGCUGGCGUCGCCUGGAGGGAAUGGGCUUCCUACAUUCACCGGACAGCCAGGGCAUGUCCCUGUGUGACGCCAAUGACCACCACGAGGUCUACUCCCUCCAUAGCACCAGCAGCACAGAGAGCGAGGGCUGUGAGAGCCCCAAGACGGCCAUUGAUGACCAGGAGACCAGCGGGAGCUCUUCUCGCUGCUCCUCCAUCAACAAGAUCCCAUCCCUAGACACUUCAUUUAGCGGGCCCCCCUCCCCAGGGGGUGAGACGCCCAGUUUUAGCAGCGCUGAGGAGCGCUUCCUUGACAAGCCCCCCAGGAAGAAGGGCCCCAGUCUGCUGAGGAAGAUGGAAAAACUGCGUCUGAGGGGCACGUACAACCUCCACUCCCCCACCCACAGUGGCCUCAGCAGGGCCAGGCUGGUCAUCUCUGGCCCCGUGCUCCAGGAUAGUCUGGAUGUCGAGCACAGGCUGAGACGGCUUCAGUGUCUGGAUAUCUCCACCCUGCGGCACAGGGAUAGGGACCGUCCAGGCAGCCAGGCCUCCUCCUCACCUUCUUCCCCCCACUCGGGCAGCAGCAGCCCCAGCCCUUCAGAGAGCAGCAGUACUGUCAGCACCCCCAGCCCCACCACCAGAGUACGCAGCAACUGCCGGGUCCGUGAACAGCACCAGGGGGGACUCCACAGAAACCCAGUCCGAGAGCACCAGGACUACAAGAACGACAGAAAUAACCAUGAGAGCCUGGUCUUCCAGAUCCCCCAGGGGCACAAGCCAGGCACAUUCCCCACAGCCCUCACUCACAACAACUUCCUGUUGCCCAUAGACAACACCUCCAUCAACUGGAGAACUGGGAGUUUCCACGGGUACCGCGGGAGACGGAGCAGGGGAUGUGCAGCGGCCAAGGACAAGGAUUCCACCUGCUGCAGCUCCCUAGCCUCAUUGGACCACCGGGUCAGUAUCUAUGACAACGUGCCAAUAGGCCAGGUGAUUGGCCAGGAGGUGGAGCAUCAUGGGGAGGCGGAGACGGGGGAGAUCAGUGAAAACGAUGAUGUCUUCUCCGCGCUGGACAGCGUGAUGGAGCGUAUCAUCGGCCUGCAGCAGCUCGUCAACACCUGGACAGACAAACUGUUGGAGGACGGUAAAUCGGAGACUAACCGCCGCUCCACACCCUCGCCCUGCCCCUCGUCCUCCUCCAAUCACAUCCACCUGGAAGUCAAGGAGGCAGAGGAUUUGGGGCCAGGAGCCAUGGAGGGGGAGGGUGAAGGGGAUGAGGAGAACCUUGAGAAGGAGUUUGUAGAUGGAGAUGACCCUGAGGCACAGUCACCACCAUGUAGCAUCAGACAGAGCCAGCACCACUGGUCCAGCGAGCAGAGUCUUCCAUCAGUUACCCCCAGCAGCUCAGGAGUCGAGGCCCAGUCUGUUACUCAGCUGCACCUUCUGCAGAAACUCUCCCUGCUUAAACUCACUGCUCUCAUGGACAAGUACUCCCCAUCUAGCAAGCAGGGCUGGAACUGGACAUUCCCAAAGCCUCCGAGGAAGACCAAAGCCCCAGAGCUGAAGGGCAGGAGGGUGUUUGGUGUACCCCUCCUCCACGGUGUGCAGCAGACAGGGGAACCACUACCUUCCAGCAUCCUCAAGGCCAUAAUUUAUCUGAGGAAAGAGUGUCUCGAUCAGGUGGGUCUGUUUCGAAAGUCGGGGGUGAAGUCACGUAUCCAGUACCUGCGCGACAUGGUGGAGGCGGACCCAGAGGCCAUGUCCUACGAGGGCCAAUCAGCUUUUGACGUGGCUGAUAUGGUGAAGCAGUACUUCAGAGACCUACCAGAACCUGUGUUCUCCAGCAAGCUCUGCAAGUCCUUCCUGCAUAUCUACCAAUACUUCCCCAAAGACCAGCAGUUCUGUGCGGCCCAAGCAGCCAUUUUACUCCUGCCUGAUGAGAACCGUGAGGCCCUGCAGACACUCCUCCUCUUCCUCCGAGAUGUGGUGGGCUGCGUGGACGAAAACCAGAUGACUCCCACCAACAUCGCUGUGUGCCUGGCCCCCUCCCUCUUCCAUCUCAACACCCUGAAGAGAGAGGACAACACAGCAAGGUCAAGCCACAGGAAGUACAGCCUGGGUAGGCCUGACCAGAGGGACCUUAGUGAGAACCUGGCUGCCACUCAAGGCCUGGCCCACAUGGUGACGGAGUCCCUGUGCCUCUUCAAGCUUCCAGAGUUCUGGCCGGGCCAGAGUGUGAGCAACCCCAGUGAGGAGGAUGUCUGGGUGGAUGUGGGUCGGAGUUCGCCCUCUCAGGGUGAGGAGGAGGAGCAGGAUGAGAGGGCCAGACUGGUACAGACCACCCAGCACCUGUUGAGAGAGGCCAGGGAGAAGAGUAGAGGCUGGGAGUCCUGCUCUGGACCAGACAAUGUGGACCUGGCUUUUAAGAAGGUGGAUGAUGGCUGGCCCCUGCGGUUGUGGAAGGGCUCUGUUGAGGUAGAUGCCCCCCAGAAAGAGGCCCUCCAGCGGGUCCUGAGGGAGCAUGGGCACUGGGAGAAGACCCUCAAACAGUCUGCAGUAGUCCAGACACUGACCAAGGACACCGAGGUCUACCGCUACCUCCUGCAAGGCCUGGGAUCCCGGCCGCCACAGGAGCACCUGCUGCUGAGGACCUGGCAGUCAGAACUGUCGGCUGGUCCUGCUUAUGUGUCGGCUGUGUCUACAGAGCACCGUGAGGCCCCCAUGGAGGGGGUGAGAGCCCAGGUCCUCUCUUGCCUCUACCUGGUAGAACCCCUGGGGGCUAAGAAGUCCCGACUUACACACCUCUGUCGUACAGAUACAAGGGGCCGGUCCCAGGAGUGGCACAACAGAGUGAGUGGACACCUACUGGCUUCCAACCUGCUGGCUAUCAGGGACUCCUUCAGACCUGACCAUAGAUAGAACACGAUCUGAGUCAUAGUCCCGAGACAGGCCUUGUUGAGCCAGAAGAGGAGAGAGAACAACACAAACAGAUAGACAGAAGCCUCCAGGCAUACAGCUGUAGCAGAGGAAAUGAAAGAGGGAGUAGAAGGAGAAGGCAAGAGG